This is a messenger RNA of Dama dama (fallow deer), 1054 nucleotides long. RefSeq names its product prostate stem cell antigen (gene PSCA). Lineage: Eukaryota; Metazoa; Chordata; Mammalia; Artiodactyla; Cervidae. Bases 1 to 396 code for a protein of 131 amino acids. The transcript is spliced from 3 exons. The record is from RefSeq and is a predicted model, not a curated record.
AUGAGUGCAGAACUGCAGAACCAUUGCUGGACCAAGCGCAUCGAUAUGGGCACUCCGUUUCCCAUCCGUCCACCCCCACCCUACCCCUUAUCCACCCAUCCGCCGCGGGAGCUGGGCCAGGGCAGGUGGGUGAGUGCCCAGGGCCCAGCCCUGCCCAGCAUCUCCACGCCCCCGCCCCAUCCAGAAGCCAUCGGUCUCCUGACUGUCACCAGCAAAGGCUGCAGCUCGCAUUGUGUGGAGGACGCGAGGAAUUCCUUCGGGAGCAAGAAAAACGCGUGCUGCUGCACCAACCUGAGCAAAGCCAGCGGGGCCCACACCCUGCAGCUGGCCGGCGUCACCCUGGCGCUGCUUGCUGCUCUCGGCUGUCGGCCACUCUGGGGCCGGGCCCAGCUGUAGGAUCCAGGAGGACCCUGCUGUGCCCCAUGCCAGGCAGCGGUGUCCAGGGCCCGGGUCACUCCUGACACACCUGGCCCCGUCACAGACCCUCCGAGAACCUCACUCAGGUCGGGUGAUGCCCCCUGCCCUUCCCAGCACUCCGCGGCUCCCUCGAGGACUCCUGCCCAGCUCCCACUGCCCAGCAGGCUGGGCUUCAUGAUGUGAAACAGCCAGCAGAUGGCCCCCAGACCCCUGCCCAAUAUUCCGACCCACCCUUAACCCUUGCUAAAGCAUGUCUUCCUCCAGGAAGCCUUCCCUGCCUGCCCCUCCACAAGCUGAGCCAAGUUCUGCCUGCAGUGUCCUCCACACCCAGCACAGAGCAGGCUCUCAGGAGGGCCCUGCAAAGGCUGAGAGGAAGUGCUCUGAGUAGGCCUAGAGUCAGCAGUGUGAGGUCCUGAGAGCCCCAAGAGAGGAAGCUCGGAGGGCAAGGCUUGUUCAUGGGGGUUGGGGGGCAGCAACGCCAUAAACACAGUAGGCUCUUAAUAAAGCCCGUGGGCUUGGCGGCAGAGAGCCUCUGUCCUUGCUUGCCCCACGCGGAGGUCAGGAGGUCAGGGUCGGGGCCCAGUGUGCGGGUGUAAACAUGGAAACGUGGAGCACGUUUAGAGCUCAUAGAAAGAAA